AUGCUGCGCGUGGCCAGGCGCUCCCGCCCCGCCCCCAAGGCACCGCCCCGCCCCGCCCCGCCCCGCCGCCUCCCACCCAGAACCGGCGGGGUGGGGGCCGUAGGAAAUGGAACCAAGCCGCGCGCGCGCGCGGGCUAUAAGAGCCGAGGAAGUAAGCAGUCUCAAAAGGGGUUCGCGGUGGGGCACACCAAGGGGCGACCUGGGGCACUGAGCUGUGGUGCGGCCCCAGGACAGGCCCGAGGGGCAGUUCCACACCGGCAGGUACAGCACCUCCAUGCCUCGAGGCAUGACGCGGCCCGGGAGCUUCAAGAUGACGCCGAGCGUGGGACGGCUGCACCUGUCUGGCCAGCCCGCAGCCCCCGCGCUCUCCUACCAAGGGCCCAGCGAGGCGGUGCGGCCCGCUUUGGGUUGGGGUGUCUGCCGGAGAAGCGCCUUACAGAGGGAUUCCGACGGUGGGCGCUAAGACAAAGUGGCCCACACACCCUGCGCACCGGCCCCGGGCAGCGGCACCCGGAACUCGCGGCCCUCUGGGGGAUCCUGUCUUUGUUUUGUUUUGUUUUGUUUUGGGGGGGGUUGUUUGCUUGUUUUGUUUUUUUAGACGGGGUCUCACUCUGUCGCCCAGGCUGGAGGGCAGAGCUGCGAUCACGGAUCAGUGCAAGCUUGAACUCCUGGACUCAAGCGAUCCUCCUGCCUCAGCCUCCCAAAGUGCUAGGAUUACAGGUGGAAACACUGAGCGCCAAGCUGACCGCUGGGUGCUGUGGUUGCUGGGAUGAGAAAGACCUGGUCCUUUCCCUCCAGGACGUCACAUUAAACUGACAAGUUCAUUCGGACAAGUUUAUUCAUUCUGGCUUUUCUUUAAAGUGCACGAUCACGAAAGUCUGUGACAGGGUCAUAUUUCUGAGAUGUUAGAAAGUGCGGCGAGCGCUCGAAGAAUAGGAGAAGCUAGUCUCCCUGAGCUCGCAACGGGAGCCGGGUGCGAGCGUCCGCAUCUCCCGGUGGGUGCCCGGCCCCACCGCUGGACUCGCAACCCCAGCGCCCUGCCUUGGCCGCCGCUGCUCUUCCCUCUUGGUGCACGAAAGGAAGACGCCUGUGAGAAACCGAACAGACAAUCGGUCUUGAAUCUUAAAGAUGAGAGUCGGUAGGGCAUGACCAAAAGGGGUGUUGGGCUCCUAGUCCUCUCGGCUUGAUAGUUCGGACGUGACCGACGUCCUUCUAGAGCUCGUACCCCUCCUCUUCACCGGGUAGCAGCAGCAAAGCCCGGAGUGCCAGGUUCUG
This is a messenger RNA of Callithrix jacchus (white-tufted-ear marmoset), 1275 nucleotides long. Lineage: Eukaryota; Metazoa; Chordata; Mammalia; Primates; Cebidae. The record is from RefSeq and is a predicted model, not a curated record.